CUCUCUCUCUCUUUCUCUGUGUGUGUGUGUGUUGUGUGUGAGAGAGAGUGAGAUCUCCUUGUCAAAAUGGUUUUCUUGAGAUUCAAUGUCUGUUGUAAGGAUUGUGAUUUGUUUUUGUUUUAAUUGAUUUCUUAUAAAUAUAUAUAUAUUUAUUUUAUUUUUCUGUUUAUGUGCUUUGCUUGCAUGCAGUUCCUUAAUGGUGUUGGUCAAAAGCUUUACAUGUAUCAUAAGCAUUAAGCUCCAGUAUAGUGUAGUUUUCAUGGGUUCUUUGCAAAUUUUCUUCUAAAAGAAAGAAAACAAAAGACAAUCUUUUUGUGGUCUUAAAUCUUCGCCAUUUCAUUGUUUUAGCCUGGGACUAUUUAUCUGUCUCAUAGAUUAGUUUUCUUUGUGUACUUUUAUUCUAUUACAGUUAAAAAAAAUAAAAUAUAAGAAAAGGACAAGAUUAAGGAAGCAAUAAUGAUUGAGCUCACAAGACUAGGGCAGUAAUACAUUGUUUUUUCUGAAGUGUUCUGUUUGUACUCAUUAGCUGAUUACUCAACUGUUUGGCCAGCUGAAUAAAAAUGUCAUCUUUUACAGUUGGAUUAAGAAAAUGCCAUUUCAGCCUGCAGUUUUGUUCUUUACUGUUUAUGAUUGAGAGUAGAGCAAAUUACACUAGAAUUUAUCAAUUUUGGCAUGAUACUGCAUUAUGGAUUGCGAACUCGUAUUGGGUUUUAGCACAUGGAUCUCUGGUAAUGCUAAGUGAGUGAUUUUGGUAAGUAGAAGCAGAUCACAAAAAAUGCAGAGAGAUUUUACCGGUUUCAGCAUGUGUUGCUUAUCUGAUCUUGAACUAGGCUAGCUACUCAUCCAAGAAGUGCUAGUUUGGGAUCAUAUAAAUCUAUUUGCAGUGGAUUCUUGGGAUAUUAGUUACUCAAUAAAAGAGGAACCAACUGGAUUCUUAAAAAAUGAUGUAAUGUAAUGAAGGAACUGAGACCUAGCAGCGUUGACUGUGAAAAUUGUGAGAUUUUUAUGUUGUACAACAUCUAUUGUUCCUUGUUAUUUCAACUGUAGCAACUUCUUCAGCUUCUUUAUGCUUGAAUUUCUCCCAUUGUGUGUAAUAGGUAUGGAUUAUACAAUGUGUUCAUUCGUUGGUAUACAUUAUAGGUGAAAAGCUAUCUCACAAUUGGCCUUUUCUUCUGCUUCAUCUUCUACCUUUUUUGAUUUUAAGUGGUGACAGCAUGCAACUAAAGGAUUGAGGUUGCAAUGUAAGAGGUCCCUGCUACAGUUGACAGUACCAUAAACUUGCAAAACUCAAUCGAACAGCUGAUUAAGGUCUCAUUUCUUGGGAGAACAUAAUGUUGGUUAGCAGCGACUAUGAUCUGAGUUUAUCAUUGCGGUAUGAGGAACCUGUGAAAGAAGCUCUCAAGGAGACAAUACUCAGGCAAGAAUACACGUUCAAGAAGCAGGUUUAUGAACUUCAUCGCCUGUACGACACACAAAAAAUCAUGAUGAAGGAUCUGAGCUGGAAAGAGUUGGAUGGGGUUUAUUUUAGCAGAGAAGGCCGACAAGCAAAUCCAGUUGCAUAUGGAAAUUGUAUCAGACCUUCAUCCAUGCCUGCAGAGAAGAGAAUUUGCAGCGUCCCUAAGGUGUUGAACUGGUUACAAGAGAAACGAGACACCUUUCCAGGUUUCCAGCAACGGCUUUCCAAUCCUCAAAUUUGUUCCCCUCAUUAUCUUGAUCAUAUUGCCGGAAAGAGCUUGAAUAAGAGACCUGGUUUGUGCAGUAGUCUAGAGUCAAUUGAGAGAAAUCAUUAUUACCAUGGUGGUGUCGUACGUUGUCCUGAGGAGGUUAAUCUAUCAUUGAGCAUUGGUAGGAACCAUCUGGAAACAAGUGCCAGAACAAAAACUUUUAAUCAUAUAAUUGAUUUAGAAGAAUCAGAUGAAACACUGGCUGAUACUAAAACAGGUGGCCGAACAAAGACUUGGAAAAAUAUUAUUGAUUUAGAGGAAUCAGACCAAACAGUGUCUAAUGCAGAACUAAAGCCCCAGUCUCCUCUGAAGUCUGUAGCUCAAGUUUCUUAUUCUGGAUAUAAGCGUCAUUACCAAUCCACCCAAAAUUUCACAAACACCAUUAAGGAUUAUUGGUUUGAUGGCACUCCAAGAAAUUAUUUCGUUCCAGAUGGCAGCACGAGUUGUGUGGAGCAGAACUCUUUCGCUGAAGGAGCUGAACAAUGUGAGGGGCCUCUCAUUUCUGACGAUAUAUCAGCAAAGAGAAAAAUUAUGUUUUCUGAUGAACGAGCUUUUUUGGACCUUAACAAAUCCAUAUCUGAUGAUUCUUUUCACUCAAGGGAGUCACACGGACUGGCUGAUGAACCUCGUGGAGCUACCUUCCCCCAUGUUUCGAAUUGGAGAGAGCGGAAUGAUAACAGUUCAAAUGAGACCUCUGCUUUUGUUCACCAAAGAAUCCUUAAUUCUGCGACUGGAAGCAGCAGCAGUUAUAAAAGUGUGGAGAAUGUUGGAGUUGACCAGUACUCUAUAAACCUCAAUCAGCAACUUUCAAAAAAUAGUGGUAGUCCUUGCAGCCCGAUUAAGAAUUCCGAUUACAAGAAAUCAGACUUGAUCGUUGAAUUUCGCAAUAGGGAUGAUCAAGCUCCAAGUACACCAGAAAUGAAAAGCAAGAAAGCCAAGCAAGAUGCAGUGUCUUCUCCUGAAUGUAAGACUCGAGAUAUUGUUAAGGAUACUGGUUCUGACAGAUCUCCUUCGUCAUGCAAAUCUUCUUGUUUUGAGGACACAUCAAGUGGCGAAGAGACCAUGCAAUCUGGAACUCAGUUAGGAAAUUCAAGUUCCUUCCACUGUAAUGCAUUUCAAGAUUCUGAAACACUUAAAGCAAAUAAAUCUCCGCACCAGGAGGAUGUCGACUCUUCCAGUAACAGUGAUGACUUGAAGGGAAAAGCAUCAGAAGUUGAUGGUCUGAUCAUUAGGGGAGCAGUGUCUCUCGUCUAUCUUGCACUGGAAUGUUCUGAACCAAGUAACGCUAACAGGAUGAAGAAGAUUGAAGGUGAAAAUAUCGAACAACCACAGAGUUCUUUGGACAGUUUUGAAGAAAUGGUUCUCAAACAACCUGAAAGCUCAGUUGACGACUAUUCUGUAACCUCAAAUGCAUUUGAAGUUAACGACACAGAAGGAAAGGACAAUGGAAUAACAUUGAAGAGAGGAAGGAGAAUGAAAGAUUUUCAGAGGGACAUUAUGCCAAGCUUGGCAACACUAUCUAGGCAUGAGAUUUUUGAGGAUAUAAAGAUUAUGGAGACAGCACUUAGAUCAAGAGAAUACAAGAGACUUAGGUCCAAGACGACAAGCGAAUACAAGUGGUUCAAUCCUGUGAGAAAUAGGAGGUCUAGACUCAACUACGUAGGCCGCAAGCAUUAUUCAUGAACUAUUGAUUUGAUCAUUGGUAGUAGGAGCAAAUAGUGACCAAUUUUAGCACAGAAAGAUAGGAUCAAGGAACUAUUUUGAAACUUGUGACUCUUGACCAUGAUACUAUUUUUUGAACGUCUUUGUUAAGAGUUCAAUUUCAGAGCAUACUUAAUUUGCUCAGUAUUCUGUCUA
Molecule: messenger RNA, 3581 nt
Organism: Nicotiana tabacum (common tobacco)
Lineage: Eukaryota; Viridiplantae; Streptophyta; Magnoliopsida; Solanales; Solanaceae
Source: RefSeq, a predicted model, not a curated record